Procambarus clarkii (red swamp crayfish) is the source of this 11229-nucleotide messenger RNA. It is a transcript of the gene SH3PX1, whose product is annotated as sorting nexin 33-like protein SH3PX1. Gene Ontology annotation, biological process: protein transport; mitotic cell cycle; plasma membrane tubulation. The record is from RefSeq and is a predicted model, not a curated record. Gene Ontology annotation, molecular function: protein binding; phosphatidylinositol binding. Gene Ontology annotation, cellular component: cytoplasmic vesicle; plasma membrane. Lineage: Eukaryota; Metazoa; Arthropoda; Malacostraca; Decapoda; Cambaridae.
CAUCACCUGUGCUCCUGGAGCAAGGUUGAGGGCGCGCCAGGGACGUGCAUAACCCAUUCUGGUCGACCUUAUGAUCAGAGGAACACGCUGAUUGGCUCACGGGUGAACACGUAAGCCAAUGAACAGGAGCGGCGGAGGUGUGAUAGGGGUGAUGAGACUACCCUCGUAUGUGCCUCGGUGCUUGGGGGAAGCUCAUGUCUUGCUAGAUCGUGAUCGUGUAACUAGGCCAUAAAUAUUACGCUUACUGGAUUACCAGAUGGAGACGCCUGAGGAUUUUGGUCUCGUAGACCUUGAUGUCCCUCAAGUACAUGCCUCCGGGGGGUGCAGCUUGGUUGAAUUGCAGGAAGAUCAAGUGGCUGAUUCUGGCGCAGACAAGUCGUCUGGAGAUCAAGGCACCGAACUUGAUGUAAACAAACUGGGUGAAGGUCAAGUGAACGAGACCGACAUGAACAAACCAGAUGAAGGUCAAGUGAACGAGACCAACAUGAACAAACCAGAUGAAGGUCAAGUCAACGAGACCGACGUGAACAACCCGGCUGAAGGUCAAGUGAACGAGACCAACAUGAACAAACCGGCUGAAGGUCAAGUGAACGAGACCGACAUGAACAAACCGGCUGAAGGUCAAGUGAACGAGACCGACAUGAACAACCGGUCUGAGGAAUGCGCAGAGAAUGAACCCCAGAAGUCUCCAGGUGUUGGUGAGGAUACUGUUGAUGUGGCAGUUGAACAACGGGAAAGUACAGAAGCCAUUCAUACCUCAAAUAACGACCUUCCUGCACCAGUCUCCAAAAUGUUUCCAAAGGCAUUGCCUUUUAAGGUGCGGGUGUUGUAUGACUUUGACUCUCAGCCUGGAACUGGUGAGUUGAGUAUCAAAGAAGGAGAGAUACUCAGUGUUACUCGGCAAGAUGUUGGAGAAGGCUGGUGGGAAGGUUCCAACUCUCAAGGUCAGGCUGGACUUUUCCCUGCUGCAUACGUUGAGGAAGUUACAGCAACUGCCCCCCCUCCAAUGCCUCCACCCCCUUUGCCCACCGAAUAUGCCAAUGUUGGUGGUGAGAGUGGGGGAGAUAAUUUUAAUACACAACAGGACCAUACAACCAGUACAGGCUUCAAUGCAAAUGCUCAAAAGCGACCAGUAUCACAGCAGAUGAGUUACGAUAAUGAUGAUUGGGAUGAUGACUGGGAUGAUGAUGAUUCCGAGCCAGGAAACAACUACCUCAAUGGUGCAGGAACCUUUGGGUUAUCUGCACCAAAUCGUGCUGCCAAAACAUCAAGCAGUGUGGGAGAUGUUAGCACAGCAGGUCGAGAUGGCCGAGGAACAGUCAGAAAGAGCUUCAACCGUUUCUCAAACUUAGCAAAAAGUGGUGUUGAAGACUUCCUUGUAGGAGCAGGUAAAGCAUCUGUGGAUGAGAAAGAUAAAGUGUUUGUGGAAGAUUAUGGGAAUGGACCAGUGUGGAGGCCAAACCCCCAUGAGUUUACAUGUGCCAUAUCCUCCCCCAAAAAAGAGUCAAAAUUCCAUGGAAUGAAGAGCUUUAUUGCAUACACAUUGAUGCCUUCAUUCUCGGCAACACCCGUUUCAAGGAGGUACAAGCAUUUUGAUUGGAUACAAGGUCGAUUGAGUGAAAAGUUUCCUCUAAUACCCAUACCACCAUUACCUGAAAAACAAAUCUCGGGGAGAUUUGAGGAUGACUUAAUUGAGUACAGAAUGACAAUGCUUCAGUCAUGGGUAGAUCGUAUCUGCAGGCACCCAGUAAUAUCUCAGUGUGAGGUGUUUCAUCAUUUUGUUACAUGUCCCAAUGAUGAAAAAUUAUGGAAAACUGGGAAACGCAGAGCAGAAAAUGACAAGCUGGUUGGAGCUAACUUCUACUUGGCAAUUGAAAGACCUGAUAAUGCCCUGGAUGUAAUGCAAACGGAAGCCAAACUUGAAGGCUACAAUCGCUUCUUCUCCAAUCUGGAUGAUGCUGUCAAACUACUCCAAAACACCUGUAUGGAUCAAGCCAAAAAACAUCAAACUGCUUUCAAGAGAGAGUAUAAUAAAAUCUCCCAUUCAUUCUCUAAGCUCAGUAGAGCCUUUGAUACUGAUCCCUCAAAUUGUGCACCUGGUCUGACAGAAGCUAUUCACCAUAUGAGUGAAGCAUACCAAGAUAUUGGCACCGUGUUUGAGGAGGAGCCAAAACAUGAUUGGGAUCCAUUAUGUCAUCUGCUCUUUGAAUACAGAGGCCUUAUUGAUGGUUUUCCCAGUGUCAUUAAUAUAACUAAGGGAGCAAUAGCUAAGAGAAGGCAAGUUGAAAAGGAGGCUAAUGAAGGCCGUUUGGAUUAUGACCAAGUUCCUCCUAUGGUCAGACGAUCAGAUACCAUAGCUUACGCUCUUCAUGCUGAAGUGGCUCAUUUCCAUCAAGAGCGAAAAAGAGAUUUCAAGAAAGCCAUGACCUCCUUCCUAACUGAACAAAUUAAUUUUUAUCAGAAAGUUACUGAUCGGCUACGGGAGUCCCUGGAGAAAUUUAACGACGUGUAGGUUUUUAUAUUAAUUUGUGAACAUCUUGUUAGCUAUGUAAUACAUGAUUUUGUAUGUAAACGCGUUACCUAUUUGGAUGUAGGCUUGUAAAUAUUUUUUAUAAGAGGCACAGCUUCUGUGAAGUGUUGUACAUUACCAAAUAAUAUUUGCAAGUUUUUUCCAGUGUGAAGAGAAACAACAUGAGUCGUAUACAGAUUAUUUCCAUUUGUAGUAGUUAUUUGAAAAUAUUAUCCUGGUAUGAUGAAUAUUUUGUGGAAAAAUUAUUUAAAUGGUAUGUGCUUUUAAGAUCAUUUGAUGCUCAAAAUUGUGUUGCAGAUCUUUUGUAUUUUCAUGUGUGGGGCACAGGAGUAAAUGACUUCUGACUCCUGUUAGCAGGCUGAGAGCUUUCCUCCUUGCCAUAGCUCAUGGUAAGCCUUACCCACUAGUAUCCCCUGGAACACGACCUGACAAUCAGUUAAUAACCAGAUAACCAUUUACUGCUGGGUGAACAUGGGCAAACAGUUAAGGAUUGGCACCCAAACAAUCCUCCUUAGGUCAGGACUCAAACUUAGACCAAAUCACUCAUGAGGUGCGGGGCAAGUGUAUUACCACUGCACCACUAGGAACUGUAAUGUUAAAAUUGAGAUUUCUUUACCUUUGCUUCUCGCACUCAAAAUACUGACAAUUAUCAGGACUUGAUAACCAGGAUGUUAUAUCAUGACCAUGGCAGAAACAAAGUUUUAGUACUGUACUUAAAAGCUGAAUUACUUUAAUUUCAUGACAAUACUGAUUUAUCCAGAACCAAAAUUGCCAGUUUAUUGUUGAUGCUUAUUUACCUAUCUUCAUAAUCAUAACAGGUAUACUGGAAAUAGGAUAAACAAAUUUAGAUUAUCAAGCUCAUCGAGGUAUAGAUUUCCGUUGUUCCAACAUUAUUAUUGCUGUCAUACUACUAUUGAUUUUGCAUUUUCUAUAUCUUCCUUUAUUUUUAUUUGACGAGUAUUAAAUUAAAGACAUUACUGUAUAUUGCUAAGUUAAAGAUACAGAUGUCUUUAAAUUAGCAAAUAAAAUCUCUACCCAAUACAGUGUCUUUUAAUUUAUCAGUCAUUUGUGCUUUUUGUUGUAAAACUGGAGUUGUGUGUUCUUGUAUUUUUUGCUUUAUUGUUCAGGUUUUCAUUAUUGCCCACCCUCUUCUCAAUCCAUUUAAAAUGCCACAACAAUUAAAAUGUUAACUAAUAAGAAAACUAUAAAUAUGUAAUUAUAUUCCUUUCCAUGCUACACUGCACAUCAUUGAUAAACUUGUAGAACUUAAAUAAAACUUAAAUAAACUUUUCUAUUCAAUCCAAUAACUUCUAUUCAUACACAACAUCUUCAAAAUUAAUAGCCAACAUAAUGACCAAACCACACAUCAGAAGAUGGAGAAACGACGUUUCAGUCCAGCCUGGAUCAUUAUCAAGUCGUAUGUGGUCCAGGACGGACCGGAACGUCAUCAUUUCUCCAUCUUCUGAUGUGUGGUUUGGUCACUAUCUUCAACAACAUUGUGACUCAUUGCCUUCUGAUAAGUAACAUGAUCAGUGCCAUUUUAGACAAGGAAAAAAUAACACGCUGUAGAAAUGUACUACCAAUCCCCUCGGCCUUCCUUUUGUUACUGAAACAAAGUGAAAAUAUUUGUGGCUAGGUAGUGUAUUAGCAACACAAGAUUAAUUCAUGGCCACUUAGUGAAAGACACCUGCCCCAUAUUUUCCUAACUGCAUUGUUCUACUAACACUUGUGGCUCUUUGUAGAAUGUUCAAAUUUUUGGGAUCGGAAAUUUUGCUUUCCUUCUGUACCUUAAAGUCAGUCUCUUGGUAGAAUCAUCAGUGACACUAGUUCCUUAAUAUCACUUGUCUUGUGUCUUUCUCUUAUAUUUGCAUCCUGAAUUGCAUCUAGGAUCUCUUGAAUAUUCUAUAACAUUGCUAUAUAGUCAUCCCAGAAUAGUUUUUCUUUAAAAAAAAAAUGAAAUUACUUCCACUGACAAGAAACAUUAGUUUACUCAUUUAAUUGUACCAGUAUUCUCUCUGAAUUUCCCCAAGCCUUUUGCCAUCACAUCCCAGUUACUAUAGUUUGUAUUCCUUCCUCCCAAGAUAAUUCACACUAUAUGUUCAUUCAUGUUCUACAUAGAGCAAGGUCAUGGAUAUUCAUUGUGCAAACCCUCAUUUCAUGUUUUUGUGCUGUAUGUAUCUAUGUUAAUACUAUAAAUUACUUGCUCUGGUCAAUAUGGUCCUUGGCAAUAAAGUAUUGGCAUGAUAUUAAUGCAAUUUUUUUGCAUUUAGUUAUUACCAAUAUUAAAAAGAACCAAGCAAGCAUUUGUGGGGAAAGAAGGGAUAUAUUAUCUGUUGACCUACUACCAGUGAGUUUGGAAAUUCCGUCCUUUCAUAAAUACUGUACUGUACUACACAGAAGAGUUGCCCGACACCCAUAGUAGAACACAAUGGCAGGAACUGAGGCUUGUUAUAAAUUGGCUAUACAUAUAUUUUGUUUUCCCCCCCAGUAAAAUAUGUACAUGGUCUUAUGGUAUGCUAGUCUUCCUGUGUUAAUAUUUAAAAUACAGUUCCAAGUACAUUAAUUAUAUAUUUUUUUUUACAAACUUUUAUUUGUAUUUUUCAUAAUUAUUCGUUUCAGGAACUUUGUGUAUACUGGUACUAGUACUUGUAACAGUUUAAAGUGCCGAUGACACACUUGUAUGUUAAGUAAUUUCUACAAAGACGAAACAUUGGAGAGUAACCCAUUCUUAACUAUUUAAUUAUGGAAGUGAUGUAUGCUGAACUUGUGUUGCUGAGUAUGUCAAGAACACUUUUAAUGAUUUAAAACAUGAAUAUAUUAUGAUUAUAUUUUUAGGGUUGUAUUAUCGAUGAAUUAAUAAGUUACUUUUGUAUAUUACAUGUUUUUUUGCAGUAGAAUUUUAUAUCCUUAUAUUACAUAUUUUGAAGAAAGGGGCUUUAAACCAAAGACAUGUGUGAUAAUUUCUUCUGGUCUCUAACUUGGUAAAGUUUUACGAGUAAGAAGAAUAGUCAUGGCCAUUAGAGUGAUCAGGUGCUCUGAACUUAAUGUGCAUUUUCAGUAUAUGUCGUGUAGCAUUGAGCAUAGCAGAAAGUGUUCUAUUUUGUCAGGGGUCAACAUUGCUGAUCUAACUAUGAUAGAUUUGAAAUGGAGAAAGUAUAUAUUCCAGUGCUAUAAAUUAGUUAUGUUAAGGUUUAGAAUUAUGAAGACUACUCUUUAAGUCAUAUGAAUAGAUAUUUUGCCAUUUGGUUAUUGCCAGAAAUUUCUUGUAUAUGUGUAGUACUAAGAAACAUUUUUGUAUUGUUGUAAUCCAUAUACCAGUAUUGACAAACUUCAAGAGUGCCUUGAUAUUUAUUGUACAUUUUCUGGGUGGCCUCUGUUGCUCCCUGGUGGCUCUGUGGUUCUGGAACCACAGAGACAUCCACAAAACGUCCAAGCCUCUGGACUUGUGCAGAUCUACCGAACACCACAACCAGAGUCUGAUCUACUCAGAAGAAAAUAAGGAAAAGUGGUAUUUUGCCCCUCUCUCCUUUUUCCAAUCUUGAGGUGUUUGCAGUAAACACUUUUUGCUUGUGCUGGAAUCGGUGGAACUUUCUUUUUCUCUUUUCUUCGUUCCAGCUGCUCCUUUCGGUUCUGGUCAGAUUAGGGUAGCAUCAUUCUUCACGCUCUCAUGUGGCCAGUUUAGUCUUUUUCUUCCAUUCACGGACUCUACCUCAGGAUAGUUAGGAGUCAAUGGUACUGCUACUUAGGUGGGGACCAGGUGAUAGCUCUUUUAAUUUAUCAAAUACCUCUUCCUUGGUGCCAGUAUGAGGUGACUUAACAGACCUCUUGACCCUUUCUCUUCAUCAGUUACCUAAUGUUUCUGUGCCAGUGGUCAUGCCAUUUCUUUGGUUCACCCUUGCAAAAGCUUCUUCGCUGCUUUUGGGGCAAAUGUCUUUUUUUUUUUUUUUUUUUCCUCCUCCUGGCCGAGGGUAAGAAAAAAAAAGCCUUGAUUCCUCCUGAUGAACCUAUAUGGUUCGUUCUUUUGUCCUCCUCUCAAUUUCUUGUGUGCCUCUGUUUGGAUGAUGAUUUUAAUUUUCAAGGCAGUUUUUCUGUUGGCUCUUGCUUCUGGUAGGCCUAUUUGAAAAAUUCAUGCUUAUUCAUCAAAGGAUAGUAUUUUGUUCUUUUCUCUAUGGACUGCUCUUUGUCUAUUUUGGCUAAGAAUGAAUCCUAUAUUUUUUAAUACUAUUGGGUGCACUUGAGUGAUUUGUUGACUUUGUGCAAACUUUCACUUCAAUAGUUUCAAUCUUUAACUUAGUCACUGUACUGUACUGUUGCUUAACCUAUAAUUUCUUGGUAACUUUAUUUUGGUUAGUCUCUAAUGCAUGUGCUUUCCCUUCUAUCUAUGAGCACAUCAGUUCCUGGUCCUUAGGUUAGGUAAGCAUGCACAAGACCAGAGACCUGGUAGUUUUAUGGAUCUCUCUAGUAGUACAGACAAUGAACUGAUAUGUUACUAAGGUCACCCAGGAAAGAGCAUUUCAUUAAAUUCAACACCUGAUUUUUUUGUCUUUGUUUUUAUAUUUUUUCUCAAGACAGGAUAGCUAGCCUUUGCCAUUAUUAUGUUUGUUUACUAUUUAAGGCUUAAAUGAAGAAAAAAUAAAAAUUCAAAUUUGAAUUCAUGCAUGUAUACAAGGAUGUGUGUGUAUAUAUGCAUUUGUGUGUGUGGGGGUGGACAUGCAUAUGUAUGCACAUAGUAUCUACUGAGAAUGACCUAGGUGUGUAUGCUGGAGGUGGGGUUUAGUGAAGGCGGUGUUGUGACCAUGGAAGAUAUAUUUUGUGGCAAAAUUAUCAAGCAAGUUUUACUUCCUAUCAGGUGUACUGUAAUUUUGCUGUUAUAAAUCGGUAGUGAGUUUCGAAGUAUCAUUCUCUAUUUAAUGAUUAUUUUUGACAAACAUUUCAGUACCUCCAUUAAUUCUUUGUUCUCCACCUAUAAUAUAACCUUGGAAGUAGAUAGUUAAUUUAGCAUCUAAGUCUCUUAAAAUUGUUUUAAAAUCUUCCUUAAGUACUGUUUCUUUAUAAGGAAUGUGUUUUUAUUAUGGCAUAUUUGUACAGUACUUUGAAAAAGGUCAGAAGGCAUGCAAAACAGAUUUAAUGCAGUAUGUAUUCCAUAAGUUGCUUCUUUCUUCAUAUGUCACUGCUAUACAGUAGAUACAUGUGUUUCAUUUUGUGAUGUGAAUAUUUCACUCUUACAAAAAGGUAAACUAGAGUACUAAUCUGGAAUAAGUAUAUCAGCAGACUGCAUUUACAACUUAGGAAGACCAAGAUUCAAGUCAGGAUUUCAGAUGUAGGUGAACAUAAGUAAAAUGCUAAUUAUGAUAUAAGAUCAGUCCUGGGUGUCUAGUAUGUUAAAGCUUAGACCUGCCCACUCAUAUGGGCUUUCAGUAAACCUAAUUUUUACAAUGGUUACAGGUACAGGAAGACCUAGAUUUGCCAUGGUGGUAGAAAUAAUGAUAAUCUAGGUUUGUCCCUAGGGUUGUAGCCCCAAUUUCUAGGACCAGCUCCACAUAAUAGUACAGUAAGAUCCAGAUUCAAUCUUAAAUGUUAGAUAAACACAGGUGUGGGUAAUGUUACGUGAUUCCUAAGAACCAACACCUUUGUUUACCCCGUUUGCUCAUUUAAAAUAAUAGAUUUUUCAUACGUAGUUAAGGUGUCGAAGAUCAUAAUGCCCAUGGUUAAUGCCAUACAUGUUUUAUUUUGCCUUCAUUGAAUAGCAUUAAACAUUUUUGUUGCAGUUUAAGGUAACUAUUUAUUAAAUAUAAAUUUUUAUGAAAGUGCUAUUUGAUAUGCUAUUUCUUUUCACAAAAUUAUUAUUAGUUUCUUUAUGAAAUGUUUAUAAUGUUUAUUUUUGAGAAGCAUCAUUGGCUACCUUUGCCCUUAUCAUUAUCAGGAUUUACUUACACAAGUCUGUGAUAGAUUCCAGUCAGAUUUAGUGUACUUUCGUAUGGUUUAUGCAUGAUGUGUCUGAACCAGCAAUGACCCCUGGUUUUUCCUCCUGUUCGGUGACAUUCACCAUUGUAGAAUUUUUUUUUUUUCAUUUUGCAUAUUCUGUCAAUGCCAAUAUUGCUGUUCUAUAAGUAGUCAAAUACUGCAUAACACAUUCAUAUAUUUCUCAAAAGAAUUUUGGAGCUGAAUUAUAAACCUGUUUUAUCCAUUACGACUAAAUUUUGAAUUAUCAGGUGCUGUCGGAUAUUAUUCAGUAGUAUCAGUAAAAAAUUGGUUGUUAAUUAAUGGAAUAUACAAAUUACUGUGACAUUUUUAAACCACAAUCUGGCUUUGAAAUUAUUUAAAUUUUAAAUCAUAUUUCAAAAGAAAUUUGUACAUGUUAAUUAUUUGUAAAAAGAUUGUGCAUUUUAAGUUAAUAUAAACGAUUUGACAAAAGCAUAGUUUACUCAUUCAUUCAUUCAUUCCCAGUUUGUCAGGUAAAUGUAAAACUGAUGUAAAAUCAAAAUCAAUGUAAACUGAUUCUGAAAUGUUGACACCCAGAUAUAAGAAAUCAUUACCUAAUUUUUAUACAGUAUAUAUUUUAGUUUGAAAAUGUGACAAAAACCUAUAUAAAUGAAUAUAGUAACUUACAGUAUACUUUGGCAUUCGCAUAGUGGGCAAUAGUAUUGCCCCCACUGUGUUUCCUCGUACUAUUUUUUUUAAUUACUGUCUAAAUUAAAUGUUUGGUCAAUAUAAUAUUAUAUUCAAUACACAUACUGUAUUUAUCAUUGUUUAAUACUGCAACUUAACCACUCGUAUUAAUAAAUAAGCAUUUUGUGAGAAUUUGAGAAUGAUGAUAAUUUAGUCAAGAAAAUCACAACUAGCCACCAGUAAAUCACAAGGACAAAAUAAUAAUUAUUGUGAUUAAAAAUAUGAUUUACAUUGAGAAAUUAUUCCAUUAUGAACUGUAUUCUUUUGGUACACUUAAUAGAAUAUUUCAGUUCUGACUUUAAAAAGACUCAUUAUAUUUCAGAGAAAUAUGUUCCUAAAGUUUUAACAAAAUAUUGUCUUGUAUUAUCUUUUUGAAAGAGUGCACAUUUAUAACUUGAGAUAAAUGAAUUUUGUGUACUGCUGUUUUUAUACAUCUGAAAAUGUGUAGUAACUUCGAUGUGUAUUGUAAAAGCUUGUUAGUUUAUUUUGUUAAGUUGUAUCAAUCAUUUUCAUUUCAACAUUGCUUUACUCAAGUCUGAAUAAUUAAACUGCAGACUUAUGUUAAUGGUAUAGAGAGCGAGACUAUUGCAUGCAAGCAAUAUCAUCUGUUUACUUCAAGCUGCACCCUCAGCUUCUCUUUUGUUAUGGCAGUUUCCUACAUCUUUGUUUAUAAUGUAUUAUAGUGUAUUUUGUUGUACAUAUUGUAGAUUGGUAUACCCUAAUUUUUAAGAAUGGUGGCCCAUGCAUCGGCUCCAAUGCUCAUAUAAAUAUAGUGCAUGUAUGAUGAUCGGAGCUAUUUUAAUAUUUUUGUGAUUGUGCCCCAUACAAGGUUGACGUAUUUGCAUCAAAUGUUUGCCUCGGAAGAAAAUGAUGCUGACUGAGCACUCUUGGUCCAAAAUAUAUUCUGGUAUGACUCGGGCUUUAUUUAUACUGUACAGGUACUUCCAUUUGACUUAUAGAAUCGGUAAAGUUGUCAAUAUUACCCAGUUAUUCGGUUAAAGUUUAAGUAGAGCAUAUGUGAAAGCCCUAAUUGCCAAAGAGGUUGCCUAAAUCUGGAAUCUGUCAUUGGGUUAUUAGUAAUUAUUUAAUAUAAACUAUUAUUACAGUCAUGCAUGUGUUUUGCAGCUGUCUACCAUGGUUAUACAGUAACUAUCUUAUUUACAAAUCAAGCAAUAUUAUAAUUGGAGAUAUGAAAAUGCUGUGCAGCUUAUUCAUUUGACAAUUUAAUAUACUGUGUUUAAAAUUGGUUAUUAGUAGAAAUUAUUUCUUUUAAUCCUUGGGUGCCUACAUAAAAUGCAGGACAUCAUGAAUCCGUGACACGGAAAGAAAAACUAAAUACUGUACUGUAAAUCAUUUUGCAAGGGGGACAAGUAACCUGUGUAUAUAUAUGUUGAGUUUUUAUCAAUGUCCCCCCACCCCAGGAUGCAGCCCCACAAGAAGUCGACUAACUUCCAGAUACCUAUUUUUUGCUAUGUCAACAGAGGCAUUAGGUGAAAGAAAACAUUCCCAACCAUUUAUGUCCCGAGAUUCAACCCAGAGAGUUUUUUGCGAGUUAGAACGAACCAAACUGCCACAAAUAAAAAAUGGUGUCUGAAUAAAAGAAAGGCAUCACAUGAAUAAAUAGGAAAUGGUUAAAACUGAUUGUUGUGUAAAAGAAAAAAUUAAACUUAAACAGUAAGGUUGUAACCUGCUUGACAGCUAAAUACAGCCAUGUCUCCAAGAGUUUUUUUUUAUAAAUGAAUUAUAUUUUCUUCGUUUCAUUUGUAUUUACAAUAUAUAAAAGCACCAUAUAGUAACUUCAAAUUUGUAAAUUAUACAGUGCAGUAAUAUGAAAAAAACUUUGGGUUUAAAAGGCCUCUUGUCAAGUUUAGGAACCUUGGUGCCUAAGGGUUAGCAGCUGUUAUGUGAUUGUUAUAAAUAUAUGGGAAAAUAUUAGCGAAACUAAUAUGUUCAUGCAUUUCAAAAAUAUUAGACUGCCUCAUCAUGUGAAUAAAUAUACUAUAAUAAAGUUUGUCAUAAUAUUUUGCUCA